Molecule: messenger RNA, 4696 nt
Organism: Brassica rapa (field mustard)
Lineage: Eukaryota; Viridiplantae; Streptophyta; Magnoliopsida; Brassicales; Brassicaceae
Source: RefSeq, a predicted model, not a curated record
CUUCGCCCUAUUUAAAUAUACUCGUUAUCUGUGGAUCAUCUAUCAUUUUUUAUCGAGAACUCAAAUUAUGGAACACUGAUUUAACUUUUUUCAGAAAAAAAAUUAUUAACCAAAUGAGCUAUAUAUUGGCGUUGCUUUGGUUAUGUAGACGUUGUGUCAUGUGUGAAUAUGUUGUUAUAGUCACGUAUUGCAUUGAGUUAACGAUAAUGAACAGGAUCACAUGCAUGGAUGUAAACCAAGAAAACUACUAUAUAUAGAGAAGUUCAACUUAUUACUAUUGCCUGUGGAUUUGUCAUAAACCAACCUAACUCAAAAUCAUUAAUUUCCAGUGGGCAUGCAUGAUGCAUAACCUUGUCUUCUUUCCAUUUAUGGACCCAUCCUUAUAAUCAUAAUUAAUAGACAUUACUUUAUAAGGAUAACGAUUGAUCUAUCUCAAACGGGUCAAUGUCAUCAUCUUGUUUUAUAUAUACAUCUAGACUCUGUCUCUCACCAUGUGAAUAUCUGAAUGAAAUAAAGCUUUUGUUUGUUAACUAUCAGAAAACAUGUAACAGAAAUGAUGGUGUGGUUUCUAUGCACAAUUUCUUAACAAUUUAUAACAAGUCGUACCAUUCUAAGAUUUAUUUUUAAAUAUUCGAACUGAUUCAAAUCUACUACUUACCCGAAACUAAAAAUAUUUUUAUAGAUAUUUAAAUAUGUGAUCUGAUACGAUUGGGUAUUUGUCAUGGACUGUCGGUUUACACAUCGCAUGAAGCUCCAAGCAUGCUGGUGGCCAAGAAAAAACCUCUUGUGAGUGUUUGUGAUGGGAAAAUAUACGUAGUAGGAAGAAGCACAUAUCGCGAUUUCUCAAACUUUUUCGAAUCUUUCGAUCCUGAAACCAAGAUGUGGGAGCAUGUGCCAAGCCCUAGCGCAGAGAUAUACGGAACAUAUACAGACGAAUUUUGUGCCUUCAAAGGGAAUCUUUAUCUCUUGUUUAGGGGCAACGUUUGUUUUGGUUUACAAUCCCAAAGAAAAUAAAUGGGAUGUGUUAGUAGCAGUAGGAUUCGAUAGGCUUUUGCCGUGUGAUCAUAAUUCUUGCAUGAUAGAUAACUUAUUAUAUUGGUAUAUUGGUGGAUCGCUUAGAAAUUGAAUGGUACGAUUAUGUGGGAAGAUCUUGGAGAUCUUUGAAGGGUAUUAUGGAAAAAUUAUCUACAUUACCAAAGCCUAAAUAUGGUUCUCUAAGAUUGGACAAUUGUGGCGGAAAGAUUGUACUUUUAUGGGAGCAAAAUGUGCUUCUAUUUGUUGUUCUACCAAGGAGAAGAGGAUAUUGUGUGCUGAAAUUGCGCUUGAAAAACGUAAUAUACAAGAGAUUUGUGGGAAGGUUAAGUGGUGUGACGUUGUCUUACGGUCCCUGUCAUGUAGCCUAGAACAACUUUUUGUUGUUACUAUUUGACGAGUCCACACAGUAGCAGCCCUGGACGGAAGCAUUAGAAGCAUCAGCUUCCCGCCGUUAAUAAUACUAGUGGUUUUCUGGCGCUACGCGCCGGUUUAUAUAAUAAAAAUUAUUAUUUAGGUAUAUUAUAUGAUAACUAAAUAUUUGACUGCUAAUAUAUAAUUGAAUUGAAUUUUAUAAAUUUAAUAUAAAUAUUGAUGUGACAUUAACAUAAUAUUUACCAAAAAUAUCAUAAACUUUUUUGUUCUAUUGAUUUUCAAUUUUGAAUUUUUUGAAAAAAAGAUAACUAAAAUUUGAAUAUCUUUCUGUGCUUUACAUGGUUUAGUAGUUUUCUUUAAUAUUUGUUUUUAUGCUUUUAUUGUUAUAUGUUUUUUUGGUUUUAAAGUUUUUAUGUGGCCCUUUAACAUUUAUUUAAUUUUGGGUGCACCUUAUGUUCUCCUUCAAACGUAAACGUAUACUUGUAGGCUUUCAAUUUUUUUUGUUUUGCACUCUUUUAUCAGAUUAUUUUUCUAAAAAGGUUGCCUAGAACGCUCAAAGAGAUUUUAUAAAACAACACCAACCCAAAUUUUCCAAAACAAUAACAGAAACAUUGCCAUCAUUGCAAAUUUGCAGACAAUAAGGACAUCCAUUUAGAAGAUGUACUCAACGUUCUAGUAAAUAAAACCAUGUUGUGUCAUGUUUGAUAUCCCUUCAUUGAAUUCAAGCAAUGCCGUUAUGUUUUAUAAAGGAAGUUGUCCCAUUGCAUAUAUGAAACAUGGAUAGUACCAAAAUCCUUGAUAAAAUUGUCCUCCCAAAGAUAUAGUGUUUUUGCAGGAAGCCAACAACUCGUCCAUCUCACUAACGCAUAAAAUUUAUGGGAAUAAGUAAAUCUGGCAGAAAAAUUAAUGAAUUAAAUUUUAACAUCAAAAGUCACUAACAAAAGUUCCAAUAUUUUCCAAAAACACCAAUCCCACUAUAUAAUAGGAACUAAAUUUAGAGCUUAUUAGGGGUGCCACCUAGGCAAAAUAUUCCCAUCCAAUCGUUUUGCCACGUCACACAGGCAACCCAGUUCAAUAAAUCGAAAAUUCAUCCCAGCCCUUUAACCGGUUACGUCCGCGAAACUCAUGUCUGUGUCGCUUUGCAAAUGGGCCAGAUUUUAAAACAAAUUCCCAGCCCAUCCCAUAACCCGUUCUCGCCAUUUAUUAAACGAAGGCUUAAAGUAAAUGCAGCCCAGCCCGUUAACGGCUUAUUUUACGAAAUUGAUGUAUCCGUCCCUUUGCAGUUGGGCCAAAGCUAUUUAAAAAUAUGCCAGCCCAUCCCAUAACCCGUUCGAUCUGUUUGAUUAAAACGACGGCUUAAGCUUUCUGAUACUCCGUAACCCUAAACGCUGUCUCUCCCAUUUCUCUUUCACGCAUGGCGAUUCUCUUCCUCUCCCACUAAUCUCCCCGCAAAACGCCUCCGAUGAAAGGGGUUGAACUUCAAUGCUCUCCCUUAAAGCCUCCAUUCAAGAUCCCCACAGACCUUCUACAUCCCCCCUCCGUCUUAUAUCUACCUUCCUAUUUAUACCCUUAUCUCUCUUACCUCAGCUCAUCCUUUACAAUCUCCUACCUCAGAUCGAAAGCUGUAUACCCUAAUCAUGUCGAAAGAGAUCGCUAUCCGCACCGGCGAAUCUUCCCCUCCUCUCCUCUUCCGACAAGUUUCUCCCGGACCCAGCGAUUCCACCCUGCAGUUUCGGCUUCUCCAUUUCUGGAAUGCUCGCAAGAACGUCAAAGGAGGACCAGAGAUCCUUCUUGGGGUCGAGAUGCUGAUGAUCGAUGGGGAGGGUACUGUGGCUCAGGGGUUCAUCGGUCUGAACCGUCGCAACCAAUACGAGAAAGAGCUCAAGCGUGGGAUGAUCUACACACUGACCAACUACUAUGCAUCGAACAGCAAGGUGAUGUACCAUGUUGCUGACCAGAGGCUGGUAAUUUGCAUCUCACACAACUCUGAGCUGAGGAAGAUGGAGGAAGACAAUGAAGCCAUUUUGACAGAGCGCUUCAGACUCCACGCCUUUGCAGAUUUUGAAGCCAACUGUGAUCUCAGAGGAGAUCUUCACGAUGUUGUCGGCCACCUUAAGCUGGUUGAUGGGCAUCCUCUUCAUCAGCGGCCGGUUUUGUGCAGCAAGGAUGACUCAGCUUCUCGGAAAGUGACGGUUCAUUUGCAACUUAAAGAUGGUCCAGUGAUUAACGUGUACCUAUGGGACGAGGCUGCGGAGAAUUUCCGCGUCAAAUUUGACGCAAGUGCAGAAACUCCAACGGUUCUGUUGGUUACAACUGUCAAUCCGAAGAGACUCGGUGGGAAAUUAUGCCUAAGCUCAAUGUCUUCAUCAAGAGUGUUUUUUGAUGAAGAGGUUGACCCCACCAAGGAAUACUUGGCCUGGUUGACCACAAACCCUGGUGCAACUUCUUCAGUCAAUCCUGUUGAGGUGGUUAAAGCUGAAACACUCACAAUAAGUGAGAUUGCUGCCUUCAUCAAGCGUGAGCCUGCUAAGGUUGCCUACUUUGACUGCAUUGCCACAAUUGAUGAUGUCAAGCAUGGCACUGAGUGGUAUUACAUUGCUUGCAAAGAUUGCCAGACGAAGCUAAACCGCGGGCCGACGACACUGCUCUGUCCAAAAUGCGGCAAUGAAAAUGCAACUGCAGUAGCCAACUACCGGGUGGAGAUGUCUGUCUACGAUAAUGAGGAGCAGUGCACGUUCAUCAUUCUCGGAGAUGCUGGGAAAGAGCUCACUGGCAGAAAAGCAACAGAGCUGAUCGACACCUAUGCUGCGGAAAAUGGGGGAGAUGGGGCUGAGCUUGAGGUUCCACUGCCACAGUGUUUUAUCGAUGCAAUAGGACAGACUAAGAAAUUCAGGAUCAAGGUGUCGCCCUACAAUUUCACAUCCACACGCCUAUCCUUGACUGCAACCAAAAUUGUCUCACCAGCAGUUUUGCCCCCAAAGAACCCUCCACUCAACACAGCAGCAGGAACUGAAGUGGAAAUCUCAGAUGUAGCUACAAGCAGUGGUGGUGGUACUUCAGCCAUUGACGAUGAGAAGAAUGCAAAGCGUACCAAGCGUAGUGGCUAGAUCGGAUGAAGUAAAGUCACUCCAUGAAUGGCUGGUACAGACUGCCCAGUCAUCAUGCUACUCUAAUAACAGUCUUUUUAUUUCUCUUUUCUCAGUUUUGAAUUUUCUUCUCGCUAAGACAGUUUGUUAUUGGAAAAACCAUAUGGUUUGGUUUUCUUAUUAAAGUUGUUUGGUUUUCAUUA